This is a messenger RNA of Cornus florida, 1576 nucleotides long. RefSeq names its product probable jasmonic acid carboxyl methyltransferase 2. The record is from RefSeq and is a predicted model, not a curated record. Gene Ontology annotation, biological process: methylation. The coding region runs from base 304 to 1404 and encodes 366 amino acids. The transcript is spliced from 4 exons. Gene Ontology annotation, molecular function: S-adenosylmethionine-dependent methyltransferase activity. Lineage: Eukaryota; Viridiplantae; Streptophyta; Magnoliopsida; Cornales; Cornaceae.
UAGAAUACUGCGUUCACAUUAGUAAUCAGUUUUUCUCUUGGCUUAAAGAUAAAUAUUCAUCAUUUUCCAUUCCCGUUUAAUUCUACCCAUAUUGUAUGGUAGCUAUAAAUGCUUGGCGAAUCCACUCUUGUUGUUUAUUUUCCUGAUUUUUGACAACCACGUGUUAAUUAUUUGACAUGGUCUAUAUAUAGAGCAGCAAAAUCUCUAUGUUCUUCAAUUUAAGUGUUUAUAUUGUGUGUCACAGAGAGAGAGAGAGAGAGAAUUUAAGUGUUUAUAUUGUGUCACAGCUAGAGAGAGAGAGAGAUGAAAACCAUACAAGUACUUCACAUGAACAAAGGGGAAGGAGAAACUAGCUAUGCAAAAAAUUCAACAGUUCAGAGGAAGGUGAUAUCAAUGGGUGACUCAAUAAUCAAGGAAGCUGUACUAGACAUUUUGUGCAACAAUUUUCCAGAGAGCAUGGGCAUUGCUGAUCUGGGAUGCUCAUCUGGACCCAACACCUUGAUUGUGAUCUCCGAGAUAGUGGGUAUCGUAUCGGCCACAUGCCGGGUUAUUGGCCGUCCCGUGCCAGAGUUACGGGUGUCCUUGAAUGAUCUUCCGGGCAAUGACUUCAAUGACAUAUUUGAGUCAUUGCCAGCAUUCUACAACAAACUCAAUGAAGAGAAAGGUGGAGGGUUCGAGCACUGUUUUAUAUCCGGUGUGCCGGGUUCUUUUUACGGGAGGCUGUUUCCGAGCAAGAGCCUGCAUUUUGUGCACUCCUCUUCUAGUCUCCAUUGGCUUUCUCAGGUUCCGCCAGCUCUGGACAACAAGGUUAGCAUACCUCUAAACAAGGGAAAGAUCUAUAUAUCUAGGACGAGCCCAGUUAGCGUGUUGGAGGCAUAUUUUUCACAAUUCCAAAAAGAUUUCUCGAUCUUUCUCAAGUCACGUUCUGAAGAAAUGGUGCAUGGAGGACGGAUGGUCUUGUCAUUCGUGGGCAGAAGAACUGCAGACCCCUCAACUAUAGAGAGUUGCUACCACUGGGAGCUCUUAGCCCGAGCACUAAUGACCAUGGUUUCAGAAGGUCUUGUUCAAGAGGAGAAGGUUGAUUCCUUCAAUGCUCCUUACUAUACACCAAGCCCAGAAGAACUGAAAAAUGAGGUCGAACGAGAAGGGUCAUUUCUCUUAGAUCGCCUGGAGUCCUUUGAAAUUGAUUGGGAUGGUGGUGCCCAAGACCAGGGGACACUAGUAUCAAGUGGUCAGAGUGUGGCCAAGACGGUUAGAGCCGUGGUUGAGUCGAUGCUCGAAUGUCAUUUUGGAAGAGACAUCAUGGAUGAUUUGUUUCGAAAAUACAGUGACAUUGUGGAUGAUCACUUGUCCAAAAACAGGACCAAGUACACUAAUUUGGUUGUUUCCAUGUCUAAGAUUUAAUUAAAUUCAGAGAGAACAUUGAUUAACACUAUCUGUGUACUGUAUUUUCUUUUUCUUAUUUGAACGGUAAAUUAUAUAUAAUUCUUAAUGAAUUAAUACCAUUGUCAUCGUUAUCACCGUCAUUGUCUUUAUUUCAAUAGAGAUGGGCUGGCCACAUAGAAUUUUCUUUUUC